Linum trigynum is the source of this 2315-nucleotide messenger RNA. Lineage: Eukaryota; Viridiplantae; Streptophyta; Magnoliopsida; Malpighiales; Linaceae. The record is from the annotation of a GenBank genome assembly.
AUAGUAUUAAGAAGGAUUGCCUCAGCAUAUCUGACCUUCAGAAGGUAGCUAUGAUUCAAUUUGUAGUUAGUUUGUUAGUUGGUCAUGAAUUGAUUGAUGUAUUUGGAAUUUUUUAAAUUAUAAGAUAAUGAUUUACUGUGAAACUGGUGUUGCAGCCUGCACAAAUAGUAGUAUCGGUUGAGGUUCAGAUUGGGUCUGAAAAGGAAACCAAUGACCAUGCUGAUAAUGAUAAUUGAGGUAUGAUUCUGGUCAAGUUUUCAGAUUCAUUCUCUCUAGUUCAACUUAUGUGUAUGUUGUAUCUAUUAGUAGCUAAUUAUGAUUAGGAGAUGGUUUUAUUCCAUUUCUACUUUUGCUCAUAUUGCUUUUUGUGUUGAAUUGUGUCAUUUACCUAAAUACAAUGGGAUGAUUCAUUAAUCUAUUUUUUUUUACUUUGGACCCAUGAAAUUUCAAUGUUAUUAUUUGUUCUUUGAGAAGCAUGGGGCAGGGCGGGUCUGACCCGCCCCGUACAAGGCAGGGCAUGGGUCAGACGAGCAUUACUCGUGGCAGGUCGUGGGGCAGGUCGGGGCGAAAAAGCAAAUGGGCAGGGCAGGUCCGGAUAGUGCACUACCCGACCUGUUCUGGACCCAUUGCCAUUCCUAGUUGGAAAUAAGGCAUUAUAGUUUCACAGAGAAAAUACUGCCUUGAUGUUAUUGCUGAAUCAGGAUUUGGAGAUUGCCAACCUGCAGCAACUCCAAUCUUUGUCAAGGAAGAUUUGUCUUCAGAAGGUGGUACACCACUUGAAGACAUUAGUGAAUACAGGCACCUAGUGGGACAAUCUUAACCACCACUAGGCCUGAUAUCACCUUUGCAAGUUCAGCAGCUUUGCCAAUUCCAGGACAAACCUACCACACAACAUCUUAGAGCUUUACAUAGAGUUCUAAGAUAUUUAAAAGGUUCACCUGAACAGGGUCUGUUAUACUCUUGUGAUUCCAAUUUACAAUUAAAGGGAUACAGUGAUAUUGAUUGGGGUACUUGCCCUGACUCAUGAAGGUCGAUUACAGGAUAUUGCACCUUUCUUGGAACUGGUUUACUAAGCUGGAAGAGUAAGAAACAAACAACUAUAUCUCGUUCCUCAUCAGGAGCAGAGUAUAGGGCAUUGGCAAGUCUGAGUUGUGAGGUGCAGUGGCUAAUAAGGUUGCUCACAGAGUUUGGAAUCGAGCAUGACAAUUCUGUCUCAGUAUACUUUGAUAAUCAAUCUGCAUUAACCAUUGCAAACAAUUCAGUGUUUCACGAGAGGACAAAACACAUCGAGGUGGAUUGUCAUGUCAUAAGGGAAAGGGUUCAAUCAGGGAUGAUCUCUUUACAUUACAUUCCCAUUGAGUUACAGCUAGCAGAUAUUUUCACCAAAAGUUUACCAAUUGAUCGUUUCAUUAUGUUGUUAUUCAAGCUAGGAGUAUAUAACCUAUACUCGCCAGUUUGUGGGAGGGUGAAAAGGAGCGUGGAUGAUGAAGAUGAAGAUGCUCCUGAGCUGGUUGCUGACCAUGGAAAAGAUGUUGCUAAUCUGGAAGGAAGAAUGACAAAAGCAGAGAAGAAUGAUGAUGAUGUGGUCAUUGACAAAAAGAGAAGCAACGCACCAUUUUGUAUGCAACGACAGCCUUCAAAUUUUACUGUGUAAUUAAAGAAGUGUACAGAGUUGAUAGGCUAGUUAGAAGGUUAGUUUAACGGCUAAUUGUAAAUGUUAGUUUACAAGAUGUAUAUAAGCUUCUCUCAUUGGAAAAGCUUGAUUUUCCCCAAUUUGUUUUUCUGGCAAAUUCCUCUCAAUCUCUAAAUCUUCUCAUAGAUAUCGCUUUGUCGCGUUGAGACGUGGAUGUGGAGUGGGGUGGAGACCUGCACCACAAGGUUGGGUCACUGUGAAUUCUAAUGGCUCGUUCUUACCAUCAAACCGGCAAACAGCUGCCAAAUAGUGGUGCAUGAUAGGCAUAGUCACUUAUCAGCCUACACCAUCAUUUUGGUAAGUUUUUCUAUCACUCACGCGGAUUUCGGAAGGGGCCAAUGAGGAUAACCUUGCAGAUGGAUUCAAAAACAACAUUAUCCAUCAUGCAAGUGACGUUGAUCCGUUACAUCAGCAUACGAGUUUAGUCUCUCUCACGUGUUCGGGGAGAGGAAUAGCCUAGUCGAUUGUUUGGCCCAUUUCUGUCACUUUUGGCACUCAUUCUAAGCAAGACCAUUAGAUGCUAUUGGUUGUAGGGGUGGCUAUACGGUCUGGUCCGGUUAAAUUGGCCCGAAUUGAUCUGGUCCAGGCCCGGUCUUUUCGAGAAUAUAAGGAUCAAAGAUUG